Molecule: messenger RNA, 2947 nt
Organism: Callorhinchus milii (elephant shark)
Lineage: Eukaryota; Metazoa; Chordata; Chondrichthyes; Chimaeriformes; Callorhinchidae
Product: KIAA1328 ortholog
Exons: 11
Coding region: 54-1952 (632 amino acids)
Source: RefSeq, a predicted model, not a curated record
UGCGGGGCGGGCGGUGGGGCGGCGGCAGCAGCAGCAACGGCGGUUGUUCAAAGAUGGCGAAGGCGGGGCCGCCGCCGCCGUCGUCGGUGAGCGGAGCUUUCUGGAGCGCGGACGAAUCGGAUGAAGAGCAACCAAUGGUUUUUGUACCAGGAUUAUUGUGUGAAGGUAACUUCAGACAUGAGUCAAAGGUGAAGGGACGUAAAAUUCAACAAGUUAAAACAAAGCUUCCUGCAGCUGGUUCUGUUUUCAUGUCGCCCUUGACGGCUGGAGAUUUAAAGCCAGUGAUGUCGAAUGAGAUCAUGAAAGAAAAGGAAGUGAGCAGAAGCGCAUCUUUAAAAGAUCUAUGCCCAGAGGACAAGAGACGUAUUGCUAAUCUAAUCAAAGAACUUGCUCGAGUAAGCGAGGAAAAAGAAGAAACAGUGGAACGAUUAAAGGCUGAACAGGAAUCUUUUGAAAAAAAGAUCAAAGAGCUGGAGGAUCAGAAUGAACUCAUUAUGACCGAGCGAGAAGCCUUGCAGCAGCAGUAUACGGAAUGCCAAGAACUCUUAAGCGUUUACCAGAAAUAUCUAUCUGAGCAGCAAGAGAAACUUAAUCGAUCCUUAACAGAGUACAGCAGCCCAAAUCGGAAGGUGCCUAACCAGAGAAGCAAUCCCCAUCAGCCAGCCUCUUCACACCUAGAUGGCUCCUACCUUGGAACGGUACCUAUGUGCAUGCUUAUAAAUGCUACUGGUGACUCAAAGCAUGUGCAUACAGGUCCAUCUGCAAUGCCUAUUCUUCAAUACAACGAGAGUUUGCGUUUCCCUAACCAUCAUCUCAAUCGAGUGCAACAUGCUGAUAGUCUUCCAAUCCAAAAUGGUUAUCAGAGGAAACCUGGAAGUACAAUUUCAGCAGAGCCUGUUGCAGGAAGACGUGUUCAUUUAAGUGAAGAGGUGAGCAUAGGUGCUAUGCAGCUUGGUAGACGUUGUGAUCCCAUUGAUCCAGAUGGAGGCCGUCCUUUCUGCCAAACACACGUGGUAACAGAUGGGGCUGAUGCAGAAAGUCAGUUCACUAAUGUUAAUAGCAGGCAUUCAAGAGCAUUUUCUGAACACAAUGGUGCCUAUGGGACCCCUCAAAUCCUGCCAAUGAAGGAUCAAAUGGGAAUAAUAACUGGAGAAGCCGAUGGAAGGAAAAUAUCUACAAAACAGAGGCAGCAGUUGUUAUGUCAGAAAAUAGAGUUGGAACUGGAGAAAGAGCGACUGCGGGAAUUGCUGGCUCAGCAGGAAGCCCAGCUCCUCCUAAAGCAGCAGCAGUUACACCAGUCAAGGCUGGAUUAUGGCAGGUUCAUGGGUUGUUUGCCUGCAUUUGAAAACACAAUUCACAAUGAGGAUCCAACAAGACCAGGAAAAUUUUCACAGAAUGCAGCCCAACAUACUGAAAGGUACUUUGAUUUGAGAAAAGACCCUUUCCAUGGUUGUUUACAAAGUGAGGCCAAAUAUGUGGAGACACCAACUACAGAACCACAGGAACGAUUAAGUGCUGGGAAGAACCUGGUAGAGUUGUUUGAUCCAAAAUUGGAUACUGUUAGGGGCACAGCUUCCUUGCAUACAGUUGGAGAUCUAAAUAGACAACAAACAACAGGGACUCCAUUGACUUCUAAAAAAGAUGUGGCUACCUCUCCUGUGCUAAUAUUCAAAAAGGUUAACGAUGCAACGGGGUCAACUUCGCCGAUAUGGUCUGAAACAUCAAGCUAUGAAGCCUCGCUUGUUGACUUGGUGGAUUCAUUGAGUCCGAUUUCCUUACAAAAGCCCAAGCUGCACACCAAGCACUUGCAUAACAAGCUGAGAAAGAGCAGCGCAGGUUACAGCGGCAGCCAGUGGCUACGGUCCAAGCCAGCGAUAGCUUCAACACACUUUGGGGAAUCGUGUGAAGAUCUUGAAGAAAGCCGAAUGCUGGAAGCCAUUUUCUUCAUUUAGGAAAACAGGUCGGACUGUCUCCCUUGGGGUGAUUGAACCAUUAUGAUAUUCGAUUUCCAUCUUCAAAACAGCACCGGCUCCACAAGGAAUAUGUGCACGUAGCAACCGCGGCUGACUGGUGUAACACAGCUACGAGCCUGCGUGGCGGAGCACAUGGACAAAGCUAGCUUUGCCACUUAAUCCACAAUAUAUUCAUUCACUAAAUACUGGGAUUGUUACAGAACUCAUGCCAAAUGUGAUAUCACAAUAUAUUUAUAAUUAUGUUGGUGAAUUUUGUGCAUCAUUCUGCUCAUUUUAACUGCAAUAUCUUCUCAGUUCUGUCUUGUGUUUUAUGGUGGUUACUGCAGAGGAGAUGAGGGAAGCAGAAAUACUAUAGUCACCACGUUUCUCAGUACUGAGUAUGCGGGUUGGGAUCUGUUGAUUCCAAGAGAGAAGUCUCAUUACUGCCAGUGGUUUGAAUUGUGCCCAAGAUCAGAAUUUAUUUUUCAGAGCUCAGCUGUUUUCAUUGUGAGUCUAUUUAUAUUGCACAUUUUCAUUGCUUUCUUUCUUUGUAGGAAAAACAAGUAAAAAGUGUGAAGCCAUGUCAUAUAACUUAAGCAGUUCCCUUUUUCACAUGUUCCCAAGAGACUGACUGAAAAGACUGUCGAGUCUAGGCUGUGACAUUGUGUGAGAAGACUGUGGCUAUCAUACACUUCUUUAAGGUAACUCUGAUAGAAUGUGUACCAUCAGUGCUGUGCGUAGAUCAGCAUAGCUAAUGUAGGGAACAAGGUCUGUCAAAUAAGUUAUCUUGCAGUCAUUAAAUGAUUUCUACACAAUGAACUAUUUUUAGUCUCCCAGUAACUGUUUGGUUAGUUGAUUACAUAUUGAACAUCCCACAAUCUGGUUUAAUGUUUGCCUUGACAUAACAGACUUCAGAUAUUUGCUAUUUUUAUGUAACUCCAGUAUUGUGAAGGUAUUGUUAAAGAUCCCAUGACACUAUUUGGAAAGAGAAGAGA